GCAGAAAGAAAAGUUGAGUAGCAGAGCGACAACCUCCAUACGAAGACGUUGAAGCCACUCAUACGUGGACAAAUAUAGGCAAAGAGCAGUAAGUCAAACCGGUGCAGCUCCUUCUCACCCGUGAUGACUAUUCCAAUUCAUAUUAGACGCAGCUCUGGGCAUUCAUUUGGCUAGUUACCUGCGCUCUAUGCUGUCGCAAACAAUAGACUACAACGGUAUCUGAAAUACAUGUUGUCCUUCGCGCAAAAUGGCUUCAAUGAAAUGGGUGGCUAACUCGAUUACAGCUUGAAGGAUCUUAUCAGGAAACUUACCUAGAUGGCCGCGACUCAACUUGAGCAAGCGCAACCUGCGCCAGCAAUAGGCAAUGGGUCGACAGGCAAUGGGGCAGCAGGCAAAACAAUAGAACAGUGUUCAAACGCCGGAUCCAAACGACCGCGGCACAAAAGACCCAAUUACAACGAGAUCCAUGCCAGACCACUUCCUCUUGAGGUCUUUCCUCUUCCAGCGUUCAUUCCCCACAACCCUCUCUCAAUUGUGCGGAUAGCCAUCGCCUUGGUCUCUCAAUCUAUAUGGCCACCAAACCAUCGGCCUGCUGUAUACACGGCCUAUUUCUCCUCUGAGACACAAUCUAUUCACGUGACCGACCCAAAGGCUAUUCGCGCUCUAUGGGAGCAGGGCUUCUGGGGUUCGGGCUCGCUCAGUCGCAGUGAGCCCCAAUGGUCAGCUCAAGAGAAGCGGAAGCGCGGUCUGGACGCGAUCACAACGAGUGAGGAAGUGACGCGCAAGAGACGAGAGGAGCGACGACAAUUUAAGCUUGAAAGGGCAAAGGCGCAAAGAGAAGCAAUUGAGCGACAGCUGCGUGAAGAGGGCAAGCUUGAUGCGGAUACUAAUCUCGAGGAGCUAGUGGAGAACGGAAGUGUGAGCGAGUCACCUCUGGGAACUUUGUACCCGCCUGAUGCUGGGGAACCUUUGGGUGUUAGCGCUGCAGCGAGUGGAGCUUCAACCAUUGAAGCAGUCAAGCAGACCCUGGCUGAAGAGGAGCCGUCUUUCGACACGGGACUUCCGGACCAGGAACAUCUGCAGCUCACGUUCGAAGAAGCCUUCUUCCUCAGCUACGUGCUUGGUGUUCUUGACAUCUACCACCGCGAGACGAUCCUCAGCUCACCAGACUUUCUUCGCCUCAUUUGUGCGCAUUCGGACUUCAUGUCAAGUGGUGAGCCUGUUUCCACCGCAGCUCUUCUCAAUAACCCGGCAUCGUACCCCAUCGAACCUGAUAACAGCUUCAUGUUGAAGUAUGUCGUCUUCCAUCACUUCCGAUCGCUUGGCUGGGUUGUCCGACCAGGGAUCAAAUUCGCGUGCGACUACCUACUUUACCUGCGCGGUCCCGCGUUUACCCACGCUGAGUUCGCCAUCAUGAUCAUUCCCGCUUAUUCCGAUCCAUACUGGUCUGCGACGUCGGAGCGAGUUGUGGCAUGCAAAAAGAAGGCGCAAAGAGAUUGGUGGUGGCUACACCGACUCAACCGGGUGCAGACGCAGGUUCACAAGACGCUGUUGCUGGUUUACGUGGAGGUGCCGCCGCCGUGGGAUGUCAGUAAUACUAAAAGUGGAGAUGUAAACGUGGGAGGUGCUUUGAACAAGUACCGCGUCAGAGAAUUUAUAUGGAGGAGAUGGAGCGCCAACCGGAAUAGGGACUGAGAAACUACUGGAUCAUCUUCUGUGGAAAUAGAAGGGACUGAACUGCUUCCAGGCAAGGUCGGGACGUUGAGUGAGGACCCCUGUUUCGUGGGGUGCAGCUCGAUACAGCCUGCAAUGUCAGAUUUCGAAAAGUGACCUCGCAUAUGCCAAGACAUCCCAACCAGCCACCCACGAUUCGCGGACCAAAGAGUAAGAGCAUUUUUGAGAUGUAGCUCCAGAAAAUCAUACACCCAAUACCCCACGCUCAUGUUUUGCC
Paraphaeosphaeria sporulosa is the source of this 1951-nucleotide messenger RNA. RefSeq lists its product as uncharacterized. Lineage: Eukaryota; Fungi; Ascomycota; Dothideomycetes; Pleosporales; Didymosphaeriaceae. The transcript has 3 exons. Bases 316 to 1695 code for a protein of 459 amino acids. Gene Ontology annotation, molecular function: tRNA-intron lyase activity; nucleic acid binding. Gene Ontology annotation, biological process: tRNA splicing, via endonucleolytic cleavage and ligation; tRNA-type intron splice site recognition and cleavage. The record is from RefSeq and is a predicted model, not a curated record. Gene Ontology annotation, cellular component: tRNA-intron endonuclease complex.